AUGAAGUCGUUCACGGCGAUUGCAGUUGUUACUGUGGCCUUGCUGGCUGUUCUGGGCCAGGCUAAGCACUUGGACUCCAAGGUGGCGGACAAGGACUUUCUGGUAAAGCAGAAGUUCAUCUUCCAGAUGCUGCAGCAUAUUUACCAGGACGAUGUCUUUGUGCACCAAUAUGAAACCAGCUACUUGGAGUACAAGCCGUGGGAGCAUGUGGCCGACUAUAUGCAUCCGGAGAUGUUGGAGCACUUCUUUGAGCUGUGGCAACAUGAGCCCUUCACCGAUGACAUGCCGUGGUCAGUGAUGUACGAGAAGCACGAAGAGUAUGUUGUGGGUCUGGUGCGUCUUUUCUACUUCGCCCAAAACUGGGAGACCUUCCAGCACGCCGUAUUCUGGGCCCGUCAGCACGUGAACAAGCAGAUGUUCGUCUACGCCUUCACCAUCGCUAGUCUCUUCCGUGAUGAUAUGGAGGGAGUCGUCUUUCCAGCCCAUUACGAGAUCCACCCAUGGAGCUUCUUCGACAGCCAGGCCUUAGAAUGGGCUGAGCACUACAAAAUGCACGGAUUCCAUCAUGUCAAGCAGAUGGAUAACAUCUACAACGUUGUCAUCCGGGCUAACUACUCCAAUGCCCACGGCUCCCUGAACUACGAUCACGAUCUCGCUUACUACCUGGAAGAUGUGGGCUUCAACUCCUUCUACUACUACUUCAACUUGGACUAUCCUUUCUGGACCAAAGGCGGCGAGGGUCAUGUCCUGAACAAGGAUCGUCGUGGUGAGUUGUACCUGUUUGUUCACUGGCAGUUGCUGGCCCGUUGGUACCUGGAGCGUCUGUCCCACGAUCUUGGUGAGAUUCCGGCCUUCAACAUGUACGUCCCUACGGAGUCUGGCUAUGCCAGCAACCUGCGUAGCUACUACGGAGUACCCCAGUGGCACCGUGAGAACCACCACAGCUUCUACCACAACCACAACUACGAGAACAUUGAGCACGUUGAGAUGUACACGCAGCGCGUGAUGGACUGGAUCCACAAGAACGAGAAAUUCGACCAGGAGGCCGUCAACAUUCUUGGCAACAUCAUCCAAGGUAAUAAGGACAGUGUGGACACCAAGUUCUACGGCAGUCUGGACAAGCUCUACCGAUUCAUCGUGAAUGAGGGACACCACUACGGAAGCGGACAUGAGAGCUUCCCUGGUCUGUUCAUGCACUACGAUACUUCGAUGCGUGACCCCAUCUUCUACGAGGUGUACAAGACCCUGUUGGGCCACUACUGGCAUCUGAUGGAGACCUAUCCCGAGUACAAGAAGAAGGACUACGCCUUCGAGGGUGUCCAGAUCGAUGCUGUCCAUAUGCCCGAGAGUCUGACCACCUACUUCGAGUACUUCGAUUCCGACAUCAGCAAUGCCGUGAAUGUGGAGCCUGCCGUUGAGGGUGCUACGGACCCUCUGUACGUCUUCGGCCGUAACUCCCACUACAAGGGUUCCAGCUAUGUGAUCAAGGCCCGCCAGCAGCGCCUCAACCACAAACCCUUCGAAUUCACCAUGGAUGUGACCGCCGACAAGGCCCUGGAUGCUGUUGUCAAGGUAUUCAUUGGACCCAAAUAUGAUGAGCAUGGACACGAAAUUCCAUUGGAGUACAACUACCAGAACUUCGUCGAACUGGAGCACUUCAAGGUGCAUCUGGAGGCAGGCGUUAACCACAUCAAGCGGGCCAGCGGUGACUUCUCCGUCUGGGUGAACGACCGUACCACCUACCUGGAGCUCUACCAGAAACUGAUGGACGCCUCGAACAGCGAUUACAAGUUCAAACUUGACCAGUCGGAGGCCCACUGCGGUGUACCUAACAGGAUGAUGCUGCCACGCGGUAAGAAGGGCGGUCAGGUGUUCCAGUUCUUCUACAUGGUCUACCCAUACCAUCAGCCCGAGGUUGCUCAGUUCACCGGAUUUGAUCCUGUGAUCAGCUGCGGAGUUGGACACGGUUCCCGCUAUGUGGACACCCUGCCCUUCGGAUUCCCCUUCAACCGACCGGUGAAGCACGACUACUACUUCGAUGUCCACAACUUCAAGUUUGUCGACGUCAAGAUCUUCCAUCGCGACGAGCACACCAACGUUGUCUAGAUCCUAGACUUCAUGAAUACGAAUCUUAAACGAAUACGAAUUACGAUCACCAACGAAUUAACGAUAUUGGAUCCUUACAUGUUAUCUCUUGUCUACAUCCACUUCCCCCCAUAGAAUCCAUAAUUUAACUCAGUUCUACCUUAACUUGUCAGUCCACCUUGUGACCAUUCAACAAUAAACGUACCCAAAAAACAAA
This is a messenger RNA of Drosophila eugracilis, 2302 nucleotides long. RefSeq names its product larval serum protein 2 (gene Lsp2). The record is from RefSeq and is a predicted model, not a curated record. The transcript has a single exon. Bases 1 to 2106 code for a protein of 701 amino acids. Lineage: Eukaryota; Metazoa; Arthropoda; Insecta; Diptera; Drosophilidae.